Molecule: messenger RNA, 2481 nt
Organism: Coffea eugenioides
Lineage: Eukaryota; Viridiplantae; Streptophyta; Magnoliopsida; Gentianales; Rubiaceae
Exons: 2
Coding region: 1-2481 (826 amino acids)
Biological process (GO): DNA integration
Molecular function (GO): nucleic acid binding; RNA-DNA hybrid ribonuclease activity
Source: RefSeq, a predicted model, not a curated record
AUGGAGGUAUAUGUGGAUGACAUGCUGGUGAAGAGCCGGACUCAGGAGCAGUUCAUCUGCGACAUUCGGGAGAUCUUUGGCGUACUAAGGAGCUCGCGGAUGCGGCUAAACCCCAAGAAGUGCACUUUCGGGGUUAGGUCGGGCAAGUUCCUUGGGUACAUGAUAUCUAAGGACGGAGUAAGAGCUAAUCCCGACAAGGUAAAGGCUAUCAUGGAUAUGGCUCCUCCCCGAAGCAUAAAAGAGGUCCAACGGCUGGCGGGCAGAAUGGCGGCCCUAAACAGGUUCUUGUCCAAAUCUGCAGUUCGGGGUUCCCCUUUCUUCAAAGCUUUGCGAAGAGGGCCUCAGUUUGAAUGGACCCCCGAGUGUCAGCAAGCGUUUGACGAACUAAAAGCCCACAUCACUCAGUUGCCAUCCUUGACCUCUCCCGCGCAAGGAGAAGCCUUAUUCAUCUAUCUGGCGGUAGGGGAGGAGGCAGUCAGUGCGGUUCUAGUUCGGGAAGAGGGCAAAAUCCAGAAGCCCGUAUACUAUGUCAGCCGGGCUCUGCAGGGCGCGGAGCCAAGGUACACCUCGAUUGAACGGUAUGUUCUGGCAUUAGUUCACGCGGCCCGAAAGCUCAGGUCGUAUUUCCAAGCUCAUCCCGUGAUAGUGAUGACCGACCAGCCUCUCAAGCAAAUUCUUUCGAAACCCGAUGCCUCGGGAAGAAUGGUGAGGUGGGCUGUGGAGCUGUCCGAGUACGAUCUCAGCUACCAACCCCGCACGGCCAUUAAAGCCCAAGCAUUAGCAGAUUUCAUAGCCGAAGGAAUUUCCUUUGGGCAACAGGAAUCGCAGGCCGAGCAGUCCAGAGACACCAUAGACGCAGCCGAGGCCGAGCAGGCCAGGGAACCUGCCGAGGUCAUACAGGCCACAACGGAAGCCACGGACGAUCUGAACGGAAACGCAGCGGAGGCCGAGCAGGUCAGAAAAGCUGUGAAAUACGAGCAGGCCGCGGGAAAGGUAGGUCAGUCCAUUCCGACCUGGACGCUGUUCGUGGACGGGUCGUCAAGCCAGGAAGGAUGCGGAGCAGGACUUCUCUUGACCAGCCCCAUGGGGGAUGAAUUGGCCUACGCCCUAAGGUUUGAUUUCAGGGCCUCCAACAACGAGUCCGAGUACGAGGCCCUGGUCGCGGGGAUGGUGAUAGCUCGAAAGUUGGGGGCCGAAUCAAUAGAAGUCUACAGCGAUUCGCAGCUGAUAGUAAAUCAGGUAGGGGGAAGUUAUGAAGUCAAGGAGGAGCCACUAAGAAGGUACGUCGCAAAAGUGCAUGAGCUGAGAGCUCAGUUCAAAUUGUUCACGCUCAAGCAGGUCCCGCGAAGCCAGAAUAAGAGGGCAGACGCACUGUCCAAGCUCGCCUCCACCUCAGUGGGCACAUUGAACAAAAAGGUCUUGGUGGAGGUCGUCAGGAAUCGGGCAUAUGAUCAGGUAGAUGCGGCCGUUAUUCAAGUAGUGAGCUCCUGGAUGGAUCCCCUCGUGCGAUACCUGGCCAAUGGAGAGCUCCCCUCAAGUCGGGUGGAAGCACGACGGAUCCUUCUCAAGUCGCGGGGAUACGAGCUCUCGAAUGGGGUACUUUACAAAAAAUCAUACCUGCGUCCAUGGUUGAGGUGCGUAACUCCGGAGGAAGGAGACUAUAUCCUGCGUGAGCUGCAUGAGGGUAUCUGCGGGAAUCAUGUCGGACCAAGAGUUUUGGCCAAAAAAGGAAUGUUGUCUGGAUAUUACUGGCCCACUAUCUUCUUGGACUCAGCCGAACUGGUAGCUCGGUGCAAACCCUGCCAGCUGCACGCUCCGAUCCACCACGCCCCAACUCAGGAGAUGGUGCCUCUUCAGAGCCCUUGGCCUUUCUUCCAAUGGGGGAUAGACUUGCUGGGUCCGUUCCCUCGAGCUCCUGGAGGCUAUGAGCACGUAGUGGUGGCGGUGGAUUAUUUCACCAAGUGGGUGGAGGCCGAGCCCCUCACCACCAUUAGCAGCAGGUCGGUUCAGAAAUUUCUCUGGAGAAACAUCGUUUGUCGAUUUGGUAUACCUCGGGUCCUAGUCUCAGACAAUGGGCGACAGUUCGCGGACAGUUCUCUCCAAGGUUGGUGCACGGAGCUCGGAAUCCGGCAACACUUCACCUCGGUGGGUCAUCCCCAAGCCAACGGGCAGGUCGAAAAUGUUAACAGGACUAUCCUGCAUGGUUUGAAGACGCGGAUGGAGUCCGCUCGAGCUGGGUGGCUGGACGAGCUGCCCACCAUACUAUGGGCCUACCGAACCACUCCCCGAACUGCCACUCAGGAGACUCCUUUCGUUCUGACCUAUGGAGCAGAGGCUGUGAUUCCUGCAGAGAUAGGUGUUCCUUCGAACAGGGUGCAGAACUUCAUAGCUCAGGACAAUGAAGAUGAGCUGCGUCUUAACCUGGAUUUGCUGGAAGGAAGGAGAGAAGAGGCGGCUAUACGCAUGGCUAAGUAUAAAUGA